Messenger RNA from Fusarium pseudograminearum CS3096, 1509 nucleotides. RefSeq lists its product as uncharacterized. The transcript is spliced from 2 exons. Gene Ontology annotation, molecular function: RNA binding; zinc ion binding. Gene Ontology annotation, cellular component: nucleus; spliceosomal complex. Gene Ontology annotation, biological process: mRNA splicing, via spliceosome. The record is from RefSeq and is a predicted model, not a curated record. NCBI's taxonomy places the organism in Eukaryota, Fungi, Ascomycota, Sordariomycetes, Hypocreales, Nectriaceae. The coding region runs from base 1 to 1509 and encodes 502 amino acids.
AUGCUCGUCCUCGAAGAGCAACGCUACAUCCAUGAGGAUCUAGAGCGUCUUGAACAAGGUAUCGCUGAUCGCAUUCGCGACGAGCCCAGACAUAUCCGUGAUCGUCUUAACAGAGACCAUGAGAUUUCUCAAUUACUAGACCAGAUCCAAGUCCAGUCGAGCAACCUUGUCGGCAUCUACAAGGACGAAAACGGAGUGCGGGCACAAGAGAUUCAACAAAUCGGUACAGGCGACCCAUUCGCAGAGUUCUACAAGCAGCUCAAAGAUGUUCGCGACCAUCACGAGAGAUAUCCCCAUGAGCAAGCAGAAAACUCGGAGCAACGAUACAAGGUCAAGAGAUCUGAUGGAGAGCCGAUGCCUUCAAUCGUGGACUCUCUAUUCUCUGGAGAGGAAGCUUACGGACGAUUCUUCGACUUGACAACCUCUCACGAAGCCUACCUCAACCUUCCCAACGUCAGACGGCUCACAUACCUGCAAUAUCUCGAGACUUUCGACAACUUUUCUCCAGCACAUGGCGGUGUCACACGACAAGGCAAGUUGACGAAUCAAUACUUCAAGUAUGUCGGUCAACUAGCAGAUUACCUCGAGAGCUUUAUGCGACGAACGCGACCUCUGGAAAACGUGGACAAGGUUCUCACUUCUUUUGACGAAGAGUUUGAGACAGCGUGGGAAAAAGAAGAGAUUCAGGGUUGGGAGAAGGAUGCAUCUUCAACAAGCGGUACUGCCAAGGAGACCAGCACAGCGGAUGCCGUAUGGUGUGAUGACUGUCAGAAGGAAUUCAAGAACGAGAAUGUCUACAAGAACCAUCUCACGGGACGAAAACAUAUCAAGGCGGCAGAGCAGAGGAAACAGCGUCAAGAGCAAGAGUCUGCCCCCGCUGACGACAUUGUGAAUGGAACCUCGGCAACGCGACUAAAGGAGCGCGCAGUGGCAGAGCGAGAGCACAGAGUGAAGCGACUUGCCAGCGCAAUGAGCACCGAGCGAAGCGAUACUAGGGUCAACGUGGAGCGUAAGCAAGGUAUGACGGAGCGAGAGCGCGCGCAGGAGCUGGAGAACUAUUUCAAUUCCGAAGAUGCACCCCAGGAGCCACAAGAAGAAGGCGAAGGCGACGAUGAGGAUGGCGAGGAGCGCAUUUACAACCCCCUCAAGCUCCCUCUUGCCUGGGACGGCAAGCCCAUUCCCUUCUGGCUGUACCGCCUCCACGGUCUGGGUGUCGAGUUUCCCUGCGAGAUCUGCGGAAACUUUGUAUACAUGGGCCGACGUGCGUUUGACAAGCACUUUAACGAAGCGCGACACAUUUACGGCCUCAAGUGUCUCGGCAUCACCAACACAACGCUAUUCAGGGAUAUCACCGGUAUUGCUGAGGCGCUGCAGCUGUGGGAAAAGAUUCAGAAGGAAAAGAAACGAUCUACAGUCGACGAGGGAAGCGUGGUGCAGAUGGAGGAUGGAGAGGGUAAUGUCAUGCCUGAGAAGGUCUACUACGAUUUGCAGAAGCAGGGUUUGUUGUAG